UAGGUAAAUUAACUACUAAGUUUUUGGAAAGAACGAAAUGUGCCUUUCAUUCGACGAAAAAUCCUGUUUUAUGGCUUGCAAUACAGCUCUGACUUUCUUUGCCUUGUGGUAGAGUCGUAAAAAGGCAAUUUGAUUUGAUUGUAUUGAAGUAUUUUGUCGCUGUGUCUUACAAGGACAAACUGAUCAGGAUUUGCCCGACUUAAUUCCGAUCCCUUGCAUAUCAAUCGAUUCUCAUAAAAUCUUUCACGUAGCGGUUCCUCAAAAAAAUGUUUGAAAAAACACAACCAAUAUCCCCCCCUCACUCGGCCUCUUUGCAGUUUUGACAUUCUCUUCCGUAAUUAAUUUGAGUUUUAAGACUCAAAUUUAACAAAUUUCAUUUAAAUUCAUUUCAAACCUUCCAGGAACAAAAGAAGUCGACGCUUUCAAUUAUCUUAACCUUUGGAAAAAAGAGCUUGACCAUAGUGCAUUUUCAAAUUAAGAUUGUCUAAACCUGAACAGGAUUUCGUCCUGGAUAUAACGUCGUUCAUGGUCCUCAUACUCCUUCAUGGCGUGGGCUAAACGAUUUCUCAACCAUUUUUUUUUCUUUACUAAAUUUAACUUUGAAUGAAAUGACAUACGCAUGCCUUUGAAACGUCGAUCGCCAUAUCAGGAAAGCUUGUAACAUUACGCAAGCCACGUUCCUACCUUGGAGUUCAAGCUGAACGUGCUAUUCUUCAAGUUGUGAUGAGCAAGGGGCACCCAAACUAAGGGCUGGUUUAAUCAUGGAUCAUCAAUCCAAAUUGGACAAUAAUGUAACGGCUCGACGAGCAGCCUGGGAUUUGGAGCGUGAAAAUCUUCAACAACGGCUCAUCUUGCCAGAAGAAAAUGCCGAAGAGGAGAAGCUCGAAGGAUCACUCCCCAACCUUGUAGGAGGGGUGGACCUCUCAUUUGUGCCCGGAGACGAAUCCGGAGCAUGUGCCGCAUACGUGAUUUGUCAAGCACCCAACUACCAACAAAUAAUUUGGCAACGUACACGAAUGAUAACUUUAACCGCCCCAUACAUCCCGGGAUAUCUGGCUUUUCGGGAGGCAGAACCUUUGGCUCAAUUGAUUCAAGAGCAAAAGACGGAACGACCGGAAUUGACUCCGGAAAUGCUUUUAGUGGAUGGAAAUGGAUUGCUCCAUCCUCAUCGGUUUGGUUUAGCUUGCCACCUGGGAGUACUCGUUGAUUUACCAUGCAUCGGUGUGGCCAAAAAUCUGUUUCAGAUGAGUGAUGAGGGAAUACUAAGGGAUCAACAAUAUCACACUGGAGUUCGAGAUCUCCGAGAGCCUGGGCAAGUUUUUCCAUUGAUGGAUACCUCGGGUAGAAUAUUGGGCCUUGCCCUAAAAACCACAGCCCAAAGUUCAAAGCCUGUUUUCGUGUCCGUUGGUCACCGAGUGACCCUAAAUACCGCCAAGCGAGUCGUUUUGGCUGUAUCCACCUAUCGCGUACCCGAGCCCAUUCGGCAUGCGGAUAUGAUCUCGAGAGAAUUCAUUCGGCAAAGGGUCAAUGCCGAAAAAGUGUUCAAUGCUCUCGCUAAACCUCCUCCAGAUCCUUCAAGACUCCGUGCGGAUUGAAAUAUCGAUCCAACAAUCACCCCCAGUUACGCAUCCAUUCCCCUUUCGCCCAUGGCAUCAUUGAGAUCAGAUCGUAAUUUGGCCGAUGCCAAGAAACGUGAGUGGAUCCGACAAAAUGAUCCCGAACUCCGUCAUCUUCAAAAUAAGAUUGACCGAGCGUACAUUAGCCAAGAUCUUCGCCGUCAACUAGUGGAACGGCAAAAGUCCCAAGAAGUUCGAGAGAGGCAACAUUUACAAGAAAUUCAAGAACAAAGGGCUUUGAUUGAAGAAGAUCUCGCGUUCUGUCAACAACAGGAUCAGCUAAGACAUGUCAAACGAUAUCAGUAUGGCCAAGAUUUGGAGCGACAAUUAGUAGAACAGGAGAGGAACCGGAAAUCAGCGGCCAACCAUCAGUCUGAGUUUGAUAAAAAUAUCAUCGAGGAGGUUGUGGCUCAGGUUCAAGAAGUAGAAAGAAAACGUAUUCAAGCCAAGAUCGACGAACAAACACGAGUCAAGGAAGACAUUGACAAGCACCUCACCCAAAGAGAUCAAUGGCGACAAGAUGAGCUUCGGAAAGAUGCUCUGGAGGAGCAGAAGGUGUGCCUUUAUCUGAAAGAAAAGGCUGUCUGGGUUCAACAGCAAGAGAAACUCUUCCAAGAACGACGCAAACGAAGAGAUCACCACAUCGGUUUGUUGGCCCAAAAACUGCAAAGCACCAACAAUUGGAAGGAAUGGCAACAUGACGUAUUCUGGCAAUAUCAGCAUUUACAAAAAGAUUCACAAGAGCGAAGAGACGAACAUCUGCGUCAAUUGGCUCAAAGGCAGAAAAAGUCUCAAAUUCAAGAACUCCUUAAGCAAGAUUAUGAAGCAAAGCAACACGAAUUAGCUCGACAAAAGACUCGAGCUCGUUUGGAGGAUCAGGUCUGGCAAAAAUGGAUGGAUCAGAUGAAACGAGAGCAAGAUCAAGCGGAAAUGGACCGAUGGUCGCAACAAAGGCGCUCGUGGCGGAAUGAUUGGGAACACACGAAACAAUUAGCUCAGGCCAAAAGUGAACAAGAGAGGCGUGCCAAUCAAGAAGCAAGACACAUAGAGAAAAAUGAAAUUGCAAAACGGACCCAGAUUUGGCGAGAGGAACGUCUCAAAAUUAUUAGAGAACAUUAUCACAAGCUGGGCGAGAGCUUUCCAACAAGUGUUCUGCGACCGGAAGAUAUUGACCUUAUAGCCACUAAUCUCCCUUGAAAAACCGGCCCAACUAACAGGUUUUGCACUGUUUACCCAAAAUACUGUAUGUCCUCAAUUUUCCUUUUUGUUCGUUCUGGUUUGAUAUCCCAGUCGUUCUAAUCCACUAUGACAAUGUCCACAUGUAUAUUACUUAGUUUAAAAACAAACUUGGCCUUUUUAACUCUCCUGAACUUCAUAUAUAUCAGUACAUAUAUAUUGUAUAUGUUUUCAUGUACUUUUAGAGAUUUGUAUCUUACAAUUUCAUUCAAUACAAAUCGAAUUAUUAGUUCCUUGUGGUAUCAUAAUCAUCUUUGUUACAUACAGCACCUAGUAAAAUUGUCAGAUAAGAUCUAUGGAUGACACUUUUAUUCAAACUGGCAAGUAAUUGACCUCAAUGGCAUUUUUGAUUGCAGCUUUGCCAACAGUUUUCUUCCAAGACAAAAGCUGUAGGUCGACCACUUUCCUCUUUUGUCAACAAUUUUGUUUCUUGCUUUGUAUGAUAAUUUCUUUUGUCAAGAAACGAUCAUGUUCCACGAGUGUGACACUUUCUUGUUUGAAAUACAUAUGAAGUUUAGGUCAUGUGACUUUAAGUGGA
Messenger RNA from Tigriopus californicus, 3390 nucleotides. RefSeq names its product endonuclease V-like. The coding region runs from base 762 to 1595 and encodes 277 amino acids. Gene Ontology annotation, biological process: DNA repair. The transcript has a single exon. Lineage: Eukaryota; Metazoa; Arthropoda; Copepoda; Harpacticoida; Harpacticidae. Gene Ontology annotation, cellular component: nucleolus; cytoplasm. Gene Ontology annotation, molecular function: RNA endonuclease activity producing 5'-phosphomonoesters, hydrolytic mechanism; single-stranded RNA binding. The record is from RefSeq and is a predicted model, not a curated record.